This is a messenger RNA of Geodia barretti, 1089 nucleotides long. NCBI's taxonomy places the organism in Eukaryota, Metazoa, Porifera, Demospongiae, Tetractinellida, Geodiidae. The record is from the annotation of a GenBank genome assembly.
CUGAUCCUGCUGGACACCCCGGGAAUCCACCGGCCCCGGACCGGCCUCGGCCGGGCGAUGAUGCGGACGGUGACCCAGAGUCUCGGGGGAGCGGACGUGGCGCUCGCGGUCGUGGAUGGAACGCGGGGUCUCUCCGACGCCGACCGGGAUCUCCUUCGCCGGCUGGAGAGCUUUCCCGGUCCCCGGGUGAUCGGCAUCAACAAGAUCGACGCGGCGCCCCGUCUCCGGCGCGGGGAACUCGAAGCGUUCUACCGGGAGCAACAGUUGGGUCCGGUGGUGGCGUUCUCGGCGCGCACCGGAACGAACGUGGAAGACCCCGAAGACCGGGGGCAGGGGGACAGCGCGGCCGACUCGCUGGUCGGAACGCUUACGGCGCAUCUUCCCUUCAGUCCUCCCCUCUAUCCCGACGGCCAGAUCACCGAUCUUCCGGAAGCUUUCUUCGCGUCGGAGAUCGUCCGCGAGCGGAUGCUCGAGAACCUCCAUCAGGAGGUCCCGCACGCCGCCGCGGUCCGGAUCGAGGAGUACGACGAUUCCGGCCCCCUGGUCCGCAUCGCGGCCUCGCUGCUCCUGGAUCGGGACUCCCAGAAGGGGAUCGUGAUCGGCCGGGGAGGCCAGAUGCUGAAGCGAAUUGGCACCGAGGCGCGCGGGCGUAUCGAAAAGCGGGCUCGGCCGUCAGGUUUUUCUCGAUCUGCAGAAUCGAGGCUCUUCUCCGUGUUGAACAUCAGGCUUGCCCGCACCGGUCGGAAGCGCGACGCCCAUUUCCGGGUGGUCGUGUCGGAUUCGGUGCAUGGACGGGUCGGUCGCAUUGUCGAGACGCUUGGCCACUACCACCCGCGCAUGCCCAACGAUGCGGAAGGCCGGCUGCUCAUCAAGGCCGACCGCGCCCGCUACUGGCUUGGGCACGGGGCGCAGCCGAGUCUCACGGUCAAGAGCUUUUUGAAGAAGGUGCUCGCCGAGCCCGCCCCAUCCGAAGAAAACCCAGCCAAAGAAGACCCAGCCAAAGAAGACCCAGCCAAGGAAAACCCAGCCGAAGAAGACCAAACCGAAGGAAGCGGGUCCGGAGAGUCCGGAUCCAACGGAACCGAAUAA